AUGUCCACCUUCGACAAGGCCGCGCUCGCCGAGCUCCUCACCAAAGGCCACCAACGCCAAAUGGUCGCCACCAAACACCUCACCCUCGCCUUCGCCGGAACAUACAUCGUCGCAACAACCCUAGCCGCCAAACCCGUCUUGGUCUGGGAGGAUCCAGCCAGCAGCUACGGCCGGUACUACGUGCCCGUGGAAUCGCUGCACCCGAGCAUUAAAGGUCAAGGUAACGACGGCGCGGCGAAGAACGGAUCGAACGGCGCCAGCAAAGAUGCCGUUCGCCUCGAGACGAUCGAGACGUUGCAAGGCAAAGGCGCGGACGCCUGGGCCGCGGCGGUGGAGAAGUUGAGCAUUGGCGAUCGCAGCACGACCUGGGCUCGCUUUACGCAAGGCCCCUUCAAGGACUUUAUUCGCUUUGAGCCAAAGGAAAUGGACGCCUGGUUCGAAAACGGCGCCAUCUUCCGCGGCCUCAAAAACGUGUACAAACGCAUCGACACGACGCCCAUCGCGGCGCACGUCGUCGUCACCAUCGCCGGCACCAAAGUCGCCGAGUCGCAGGUCGCCGUGCUGCUGAGCGAGACGUACCUCAACCCCGCCUACUACCUGCCGGCCACGAGUAUUCUCGACUGGGGCAUGGUGGAGAAGAGUGAGCGGCGCACGGAGUGUCCUUAUAAGGGCGAGGCUGCGUACUUCCAUUUGAACGUCAAUGGGAAACGGCAGGAGAAUGUCGUGUGGUAUUACCCCUUCCCGACACAUGAAAGCUCCGGGGUGGAAGGGUUGGUCAGUUUCUACAACAAAGAAGGCGUGGAGAUCCUCGUGGACGGAGUCAAGAUCUGA
Molecule: messenger RNA, 831 nt
Organism: Neohortaea acidophila
Lineage: Eukaryota; Fungi; Ascomycota; Dothideomycetes; Mycosphaerellales; Teratosphaeriaceae
Exons: 4
Coding region: 1-831 (276 amino acids)
Source: RefSeq, a predicted model, not a curated record